Molecule: messenger RNA, 1466 nt
Organism: Fusarium odoratissimum NRRL 54006
Lineage: Eukaryota; Fungi; Ascomycota; Sordariomycetes; Hypocreales; Nectriaceae
Exons: 2
Coding region: 1-1374 (457 amino acids)
Biological process (GO): proteolysis
Molecular function (GO): metalloexopeptidase activity
Source: RefSeq, a predicted model, not a curated record
AUGAUCUGUAGUCUCGACAAGACACUUCAAGCUUUAUACAAAAUUGCCCACGACAACAGCAAUAACCGGGCCUUUGGACUCCCAGGUUACAAGGCAUCGCUUGAUUUUGUUCUUUCUCGUUUGGGCGGCGGUAACCACUUCGCUAUCACAGUUCAGCCAUUCAAGAAUCUCUUUUCCCAAACUCGAAAGAUUGUUUUGACAGGUCCCGAUGGAGAACACGUCGAUGUGGUCUCACUACAGUACAAUCACGCCACUCCCCUACCCGACGGAGUAACGGCCUCUUUGGCCCUCAUCCCCAUAGACGAUGUUCGUGGCUCAGGCUGUUUCGAAGACCAAUGGAAAGACAUCGACGUCAAAGGGAAGGUUGCUUUGAUCAAGCGCGGGAAAUGCCAGUUUGCAAACAAGCUCAAAUUGGCCAAGGAUAACGGUGCUUCAGCAGCCAUCGUCUUCAAUGAUAAUCCCAACCAAACGGCGGGAUCCGGCUCCCUCGGAGCUGAGAACUUUGGUAAACUUGCACCUGCUGGUGUCGUCACGUACGACAAGGGAAAUUCUUGGGCCGAACGUCUUAAAGCAGGGGAGAACCUAGAGGUCAAUCUGACCAUUGAUGUCUUGACUGAAAAGCGCGAAACUUGGCAGAUCAUUGCAGAUACCAAGGCUGGUGAUUCUAACAGUGUUGUGAUGCUGGGUGCUCAUCUUGACUCUAUUCAGGAAGGCCCUGGCAUUAAUGAUAACGGAAGCGGUGUCGCCGCCCUACUCAGCAUCGCCGAGUCAGUCAAGAAGUAUAAAAACUUCAAAAACAAGCUUCGAUUUGCCUUUUGGGGCGCUGAAGAGAGUGGGAUGAUUGGGUCGACUUACUAUGUCUCCAACUUGUCCAGGGAUGAGGCCAGCAAGAUACGAUUUUACUACAACUACGACAUGAUUGCCUCUCCACAGCCUUACUACAUCGUAUAUGCUAACUCCAAUGCACACAAAUCUGGCGCGAAAUAUCUCUAUGAGUUUUUAACUAAUAAAGGGUAUCCCGCUGAGUACACACCCUUUGGGGCGUCUUCAGACUAUGUGGGCUUCCUUGAACUUGGUAUUCCCACAUCCGGUAUCUUCACAGGCGCUGGUGUUCCGCAAGAUGCUUGCUAUCAUACUCCGUGUGAUGACAUCAAGAACAUCAACCGGGAAGCAUUCCUCGUCAAUGCUAAGGCUGCCGGCUACGCCGCUGCAAGUCUUGCCUUGAGUGUAGAUGAGGUACCUAUGCAUGAAAGCUCAACUGUCAACCCUUUGAGCAAGCGCGGAGUAGCAAGAAACAUGGUUCGGUGGGCGAAUGUUGCCCGAGGUGCAGAGAAGGUGCACAGCUGUGGGAGUGAGAGGAAGGUCUUUAUGUGAGGCAUUGGUUAACGAUUGUCAAGUACUCUACACAUGAUGGAGGUUUGUUUCACCGUAUUUUCAACUUUUGAAUAAUGAUGAAAUUAUUUGCU